AUGUUUGUGGAGGUCUUUGUGGACCCCUUUGUUAUUUUCUGUGCCUCGUGUGUUGCACUUCCGCUGGUGUUGGAGCGGGCCUACCUCACGCAGGCUGAUGUCGUCGCGUACCUCACGGAGCCGGCGAUGCUGUUCGCUGCCGCAGUGCUCGUGGCCACCGUUGCCGAGGCGAAGUUAGCGCGGCGGCGGCAGCGGCGUCCAGUGCCCUUGUCGCUCCGCGAGCGCGUCCGCGCCCGCUGGUAUCUCCUCAACGGCGUUGUAAUCCACGUGUUGCUGGACGGCCUUGUCGGCGUCUUCAAGGCGAGCACGCUGCUGGCGCGCAACUACGCCAAGCUCGACGCCCGCUACGCCGCUGCGCUUGGCAGCUUCACCGGCUCCGCGGUGCACAUCGUGUCGCUGAUGGAGUUGUGCGUGAAGGGCCCGCUCUGCCUCCUGCUGUACCGCGCGUACCAGACGAACAGUCCGCACCGCGACGCAUUGGAGCUCUUCUCGUGCGUCACGCAGGCGUACGGCACGGUGGUGUAUCUCGGGCAGGAGGCGAUCAGCGGCAUGCCGCACUUUGACGUGGACCGCCAGCUAGAGUUCACCCCGCACUAUCUCGUGUACUUUUGGUUUGCGAUUGUGCUGGGCUGCGUGCUCUACCUCAUCGUGCCGUGCUGGUUGGGGUGGCAAGCGUACAAGCGGCUUGUGGCGGCAUCCGCGUCGUCGUUGCCGCAUGCUGCUGCUGCUGCUGCUGCUGCAGUGGCCUCUGGGCGGACGGUGAAGGCGCGUUGA
Molecule: messenger RNA, 774 nt
Organism: Trypanosoma grayi
Lineage: Eukaryota; Euglenozoa; Kinetoplastea; Trypanosomatida; Trypanosomatidae
Product: putative 3-Beta-hydroxysteroid-delta(8), delta(7)-isomerase
Exons: 1
Coding region: 1-774 (257 amino acids)
Biological process (GO): sterol biosynthetic process
Cellular component (GO): membrane; endoplasmic reticulum
Molecular function (GO): C-8 sterol isomerase activity; cholestenol delta-isomerase activity; steroid Delta-isomerase activity
Source: RefSeq, a predicted model, not a curated record